Messenger RNA from Rubroshorea leprosula, 1290 nucleotides. The record is from the annotation of a GenBank genome assembly. Lineage: Eukaryota; Viridiplantae; Streptophyta; Magnoliopsida; Malvales; Dipterocarpaceae.
AAGUGUUGAUUAUUUUCUGAGAAAGAAAAGAGUGUGAAUAUUUUUGGAAGAGAAAGAAAAGAGGUGAGAGAGAAAAAAGUUUUUAGCUCGCCGACGGUGGUUUAGGUGGUGGUGGCGCCGAGGCGGAGGUCUUGCUCGUUGUGGCGACAUGGAUGUUGGAGAGAGGUGGCAGUGGAUGUUAAGAUGCGGAGGUGUUGCACAGGAUAAGACGGUGAUCAACCGGAUAAUGCUCAGGUUCCGGCCGAUAGCACCGAAACCUGCCGGAGACUCAGGAUCAGGUGGGUCCUUUGUUGAUAACAAGAAUUCUUUGCUUUAUCGGGCUAGAUCUAAAAGAAAGUAUGUUAGGGUUCGCAAAAAUACGGGACACAAGCGAAAGAAAAGAGCAUCAUCGUUGACAGAAGAAAAAGUGAUAGCUACUUUACAGUUAUUACCGGAGGAAAAUGAAUCAAAUGCUCAGGCGAACAAUCUUAAUCAUCCGGUUAAUACUAACAUUAAUGCAGAAGGUGCAGUAAUUUCAGAACGCAUUAAUUAUCUAGCUCUACCGUGGGUAAACAAUCACAACCGUGUGAUUGAUAACACGUGUAAUGGUCAGGGUUCGGAUCUUACGGUGAUGGUAAAGAGGGAGAUUGUAGAGUCGUGGGUGACGGUGGAGUGCGUGACAGACAUUACAUGCAUGGAAGCGAGAGCAAUGGGCCGUACGGAUGUGGAGAGGAUGAAGAAUCUGGAGGGGGACUCGUGUCCCGGGUUCAUAUCUGACAGUUUAAACAGGGUGCAGUGGGUGAAUGUAGCAUACAGGAGGAUGCUUUCGGUGAGGGAAGGAAAUGACGGUCAGUCACCGGAGAUGAGGGUUUGGUUGGUGGUGAAAGAGAAUCUGCCAUGCUUAUGCCCAGCGUUUUCAUGCAGGGUGAGAGUGCAGUAUACGUGGCAGAAAGAGAAGUGGUCAAGAACAGUUCCAUGUGAUGUUUGGAGGAUGGACAGUGGGGAGUUUGCAUGGCGGCUGGACGUGGAAGCUGCACUCACUUUGGGACGUUAAAAUACUCCCAGAAGAAGAUCGAAACCCGGAAUUAGAAUGAUCAGGUUUCAUAACUCCAGGGAACUUCCUGGCAGGCAGGAAAUCAAAUCCAAAGAAAGAGAAGAAGUACUUGCUGUACACUUUACUCCUGAAGGUGUAAACAUUCUGGUAAAUUGGUGUUGAAGUUAUCACUGAUGUAGACCUAAUUAGAUGUGUUUUGGUUUUUUUAGACCAAAGACCUAAUUAGAUGUGUUUAUGAAUAAAUAUCUCACUAUUUC